Symbiodinium necroappetens is the source of this 1278-nucleotide messenger RNA. The record is from the annotation of a GenBank genome assembly. Lineage: Eukaryota; Dinophyceae; Suessiales; Symbiodiniaceae.
AUGAGGUCGACUGGCAUCGCCGCGGGCAUUGCCGCCAUGCUCACGAUCAUGUGGUCCUACUUCAAGGGUGGCGUGCACGACCUUGUGGGCAUGACCCGUGAAGCUGCCUGGCGCAUCCACACUACGAUCGGCACGCUGACCCUCAUUCUGGGUGUUGUGCAUGGGGCAGUGGCAAUCGCGGAGAAGGGCUCAGAUAUUCAGCAGAAUGCCUUCUGGGUUGUUGGCAUGCCAGCCGCUGUCUUGAUGAUCCUUGGAGUGGUGCCGGCACCUUUCGUGAGCUAUGACAAGUUCAAGCUUCUGCACUUCAUUAGCCUGUGGGGAUACAUCGCUGCCCUCAUCCAUAUGUUCGACCAUGCGAUCAGCUUCCAAACCAUCGCCUCCAUUUCUGUGGCCGUCGGGAACGGAGUUGCCAUGCUGGCUUUCAUUGUCCAGAAGGUCUACACCAAGGCGGCACAUGGCAAGGUAACCGUGAAGACGGCGGAGCUUGUCAACGAGAGUGGUGGUCAGCACCUCUUCCUGACCAUGUCAGUUCCCAACUUCAAGUUCAAAGCCGGUCAGUGGGCUCACCUCGCAGUGGGCAAGGCUUCGCCUGUGCCUCACCCUUUCACCCUCGUCCCGGGCGAGACCAGCGACGAAGUCAGGAUCUUUAUGAAGAUCAACAGGAGCGGCUUCACAUCAAAGAUGGCGAAGCUGUGCAGCCCUGAUGCAACCCCUCCUCCCAUGAAGCUGGAGGGCCCCUAUGGGCGGCCGUCCGUUCCAGCGCCGGGGAUGGAGCGCACCGUAUUUGUGCUUGGAGGUGUGGGAAUUACGCCUGGUCUCUCGCUGGCCAAAGCCGCAGCAGAAGCAGCCUCCGGAACAAAGGUUGCCAUGCUCCCUGGAAGCAAGAGGUACUGGGCCCUGAGGAGCCUUGAGUUGCUCAACAAAUCAGCUCCCCUCCUGGAGCCACACCUGGAUGCGGAUCUCAGCGCCAUCCGGCUGAACGGUGCUGGUACGCAAGAGGGAGGGAGUGGCAUGCCGCUGAACGCCAAAUAUGGUUCUGAGGAUAUCGGAGCAUGGCUGGAGUCGGUAGGCGGGGAGUACGUCAAGGCAGGCGUCAAGCAUGCCAUGGUCUUCAUUUGCGGCCCUCCGGGCCUUGCAGAGGCAGCUAAGGCCGCCGCAAAGCGCUCGGCCGGGGGUCUCGCAUGGCACGUUCACGUGGAGGAGUUCUUGUUCCUCCCCUCCUUGGGCCCCUGCGCGGGGAAGACAUCUCAGACGGCUCCCACUCCAGGAAAGGCUUGA